AUGGAGCCUUUCACUCUAUUAAAUAUCACACAUGCUUGUCCAGCACCAUUGAUAGCUUCUCCUAUAAGCAAUUAUACCAGUAAAACUUGUAUUGGGGGAUGUUGCCUUCCAUGUCCCUUCAUAAAUAAUUUCUAUCCACCAGCUCAAAUAGAUACGAUAUAUACAGCUUUGAGUAUUGUCAGAGUUCUUUCAUUUGUUUGUAUUUUAACUAUUGUGAUAAGUUAUUCGAUGCAGCAAAGUAAAAGAGAAAAUCCGGCCAUGAUCGUUCUUCUUUUAAACGCUUUUCUCUUAGUAUUUCUCAGUGUCACUUUUUUUUACAUUGGAAAUCACAAGGAUAUUCAAUGUGCUGACAAGUUCACUCAAUCUACUAUGGAAAACAAUAUUCUUUGCGGGAUACAAGGAGUAUUGUUGAUCCUAUCAACGUUUCUUCUUAUUUUAUAUUGCUUACUUUUAAUCCUACAAUUACACGUUCAAGCUGUUUGGAAAUCAAAUUUACUUCAGAGAUAUUAUGUUCAUACACAAGUAUUUAUUUGGAUGAUAUCAUUAUCAUUUACCUUCAUACCAGCUGCCACAAAAAAUAUUUCAUUCGACUUUGGUGCCGUUUGUUUGGUUUCUGGAAAAAUCUCUAUAACAAUGUUCUGGACUCCGCUGGCCAUUUUUGUUAUACCUGCAUUUUUGAUUCAUUUUAUGACUUUUAUUCAUAUUUCUAGGGCACAAUGGAUGUUAGCGCGUGAUUUUGAAAAUUCAUCCUUAGGAACGGUCAUAACACGAUCAAGUAUCUCUGUGGGUGGUCCUAUCACCGGUCAAGAUGUUUUAAACGUCAUUAAGAUUCAAUGGCGCUCUUUAUUGUUAACAAUGAUUUUGAUAUCUACUUUCAUUGUCUUUAUGAUAUAUUCAAUUUUGGCAACACACCAAUUAUCUCCAUUUCUAUCAGACUCAACAGAUCUUUCUCCAUGGAUAUUUGAAUGGAUAUCUUGCCUUAUGAAUUAUCAGUCGACAAAUAAUGGUCAAAUGUAUUUACACGGACUUGACAGUAAAGGUGAUCACGGAGCCGGUGAUUUGGUGGGUCAGAGACGAAUCAAUGAUCCAGAAGACUGUUCAGUCAAAGACAAUAUCACUGGUUGUAAACCCUCAUUUGUAUUUUCAAUUUCCAUAUUAUAUGAUUCUGAAACUUGUGUGGAACCACUAUUUAUUAUAUCAAUAUUAACUGAUUGA
Dentiscutata erythropus is the source of this 1215-nucleotide messenger RNA. NCBI's taxonomy places the organism in Eukaryota, Fungi, Glomeromycota, Glomeromycetes, Diversisporales, Gigasporaceae. The record is from the annotation of a GenBank genome assembly.